Messenger RNA from Schizosaccharomyces cryophilus OY26, 836 nucleotides. RefSeq names its product endoribonuclease L-PSP. The transcript has a single exon. Bases 193 to 600 code for a protein of 135 amino acids. NCBI's taxonomy places the organism in Eukaryota, Fungi, Ascomycota, Schizosaccharomycetes, Schizosaccharomycetales, Schizosaccharomycetaceae. The record is from RefSeq and is a predicted model, not a curated record. Gene Ontology annotation, cellular component: cytosol. Gene Ontology annotation, molecular function: deaminase activity.
AUUUAUUUCCAUUGAAUAAUUAUUCUCAUAACAAAUGAGACUUCGCCUGUGACAGUGGCAUCAGUUAAAACAUUAGUCAUCAUCUAGGUGACGUGGUACUUUGCUUCGUCUUACUAAAAGCCAACCUCAACCAAACACAUUUUCCUGUUGCUUUUUUAAACUUUAUUAGUUUGUUGAUUCUCUUUCACUACAAUGUCAAGCUUAACUUAUUACAAUGAUGAGGGUGCCGGUCAAAAAAACAAUGAUCUUUAUCACUACUCACAAGCCGUUGUCAUUGGCGACAUUGUAAAGUGUUCUGGUCAAGGUGGAUGGGAUCCCAGCGGCGAAAUAGAUGGUGAUGACAUCGAAGGACAAGUAGCUCUUGUUUUUCAAAAUGUAGAUAGAGUUCUUCAAACCGUUGGCAUGAGAGGAUGGGAGGAUGUCUACUCGGUCCGUUCAUACCACGUCGAUAUGGAUUCCUCUUUCAACCUCUGUGUUGAAAACCUAAAGAAACGUAUUCCCAACCAUAAACCCCUCUGGACAGCGAUUGGGGUCACAAAGCUUGCAAUCCCCAAAAUGAAAAUUGAGAUUGAAGUGGAAGCAUAUGCGAAAUCCAAUUAGGUAUGUUAUCCAAAGGAUGAAUUACUUUUUUGCUUCAACUUUCUUGCAAGUCCUAAGGUUCAUUUAAUAGGCGCCUGAUGACUAGUUGAUGUUAUUUCAUAACUGAUAAUAAAUUAAGUUAAUGUCAUAACCGGUAAACGAUAUUACUAAUAUCUUGAUACAAUUAUCAUAUAACAAUAGGAUUCAUUAGUACAAUGAAAACACAGAAGCUGUUAGACAAAGAAUUAAAAAAAGAC